Lucilia sericata (common green bottle fly) is the source of this 2652-nucleotide messenger RNA. It is a transcript of the gene opa, whose product is annotated as pair-rule protein odd-paired. The transcript is spliced from 3 exons. NCBI's taxonomy places the organism in Eukaryota, Metazoa, Arthropoda, Insecta, Diptera, Calliphoridae. The coding region runs from base 121 to 2115 and encodes 664 amino acids. The record is from RefSeq and is a predicted model, not a curated record. Gene Ontology annotation, molecular function: RNA polymerase II cis-regulatory region sequence-specific DNA binding; DNA-binding transcription factor activity, RNA polymerase II-specific. Gene Ontology annotation, biological process: central nervous system development; regulation of transcription by RNA polymerase II. Gene Ontology annotation, cellular component: nucleus.
UUUGAAAAUUAACAAAUUUACAGAAAAAGCAUAAAGAAAAACAACUUUAAAAUAUUUUUUAUUCCAAAAAAAAAUUUAAACAAAAAAGUGUUAUUUAACUUUAAAAAAAAAUCUAACAAAAUGAUGAUGAACGCUUUCAUUGACCCCACCACCACCAGUCAACAUCAUUUGGCUAAUUAUGGCAUACGCAUGUCGCCCAAUAAUCUCAAUCAACAAACAGAUUUAGUGCAACAACAACAACAGCAGCAGCAAUUGCAUCAACAGCAACAACAACAACAGCAAACGGCCCAGGAAGAGGCACAACAACAACAACAGCAAUUGGAUAGCAGUGGUUUAAUGUCCUCCGCCAUGUCAUCGGGCAUUUCCUCCGAUAUGUCUUCUCCCUCCUCGGCCUAUCAAAAUAGUGGUUAUGCCCCUUUUAACACCCAACUAGGAACAUAUUCUUCUCGAGAUUUUCUUUUGGGACGCCGUACAGAACAGGAUUAUAUGUCGGCCUCCACAGCAGCUGCUCAAAGUGUUGGUCAAACUGCUGCUGAUUCUAUGCUAUUUCCCACCUUUCCUGCAACACAUGCCAAUCACCCGGAUCUAACCAGUUCGUUUGGCAAUCAUCCUUUUCACUCACAUCAUCAUGCCGCCGCUGCCCAUCAUCAUCAUUCGCAUCAAAUGCGUAUGGGCAUGACGGAUUACGCUACACAUCCCUAUGCCCAUGCGCAACAUCAUACCAACUUUCCGUCGGUACAUGCUGCCCAUCAUGCUCAACACAUGGGCAUGCAUCCCGCCGGCGCAGGAGCCUUUUUGCGUUAUAUGCGCCAUCAGCCCGCCACUGCAGCCUCGGCCAUUAAACAGGAAAUGCAAUGUCUUUGGAUAGAUCCCGAUCAACCCGGCGGUCCUAAUAAUCGCAAAACUUGCAAUAAAAUCUUUCACUCUAUGCAUGAAAUUGUCACUCACUUAACGGUGGAACAUGUGGGUGGACCCGAGUGCACUACUCAUAUCUGCUACUGGAUCGGUUGUUCACGCAAUGGCCGCCCUUUUAAGGCCAAAUAUAAGUUGGUUAAUCAUAUACGUGUUCAUACCGGCGAGAAACCAUUUGCCUGCCCUCAUCCCGGAUGUGGCAAGGUAUUUGCCCGCAGUGAAAAUUUAAAAAUACACAAGAGAACUCAUACAGGUGAGAAACCUUUCAAAUGUGAACAUGAAGGCUGUGAUCGUCGUUUUGCCAAUUCGUCAGAUCGUAAGAAACAUUCGCAUGUUCAUACCUCGGAUAAACCUUAUAAUUGUCGUAUUAAUGGCUGUGAUAAAUCCUAUACUCAUCCCUCAUCAUUGCGUAAACAUAUGAAGGUUCAUGGCAAUCUUGAUGAAAAAUCACCUUCUCAUGGUUACGACAGCGAGGGCGAAGAGUCCUCUUCAUCGAGUAUUGUUACCGGUGGUGCUCAAACUCCACCCUCAGCCCGUUUAACCAGUGAUAACUCUUCGGCCAAUGGCAGUUUGAAUAAAUCCUCUCCCCAUUCGAUUAAGUCCGAACCGACGGCUAACUCUAGCAUGCAUAGUGUACAUUUGGGAGCCUCUUCCAGUGGCAGCAGUAGUACGGCCAGUAGUGGUCAUCAUACCCAACAGCAUAAUGUCACCAGCCAUCAUAAUCAACAGCAACAACAACAGCAGCAGCAACAGCAACAAUCCUUAAGCUCUGGUUUGCACAAUCAUCAUCAACAUCAUCAGCAUCAGCAUACCACACAUCAACAGAAUUCCGCCAAAUCGCCUGCUUUACAAUUAAUGGCCUCCUCCGCCUAUUUGCCACCACCCUUGGGACCUCCACCUUCACUAACAGCUGCUGGCUCUCAUCAUCAUACGCAUCAUCAUCAUCAGGGUAUGACAGCAGCAGCCGCCGCUGCCGCUUCUUCAGCCAGUGCUACAAAUCCAGCUUCUAUGUUGGUAACUGGACAUCAUCAUCCCAAUCAUCAUUUGUUGUAUCAUCCUGCCGCCCAACAUCAUGCUCCCACAGAUUGGUAUCAUACCGCCGCCCCUGCCGCUGGGGCAGAUGCCAUGAAUCCUUUAAAUCAUUUUGGUCAUCAUCAUCACCAUCAUCAUUUAAUGCAUCCCGGAGCUGCUACAGCUUAUUAAAUAUAGCUUAGGCCAAUUUAUUGUUGAAUUACUAUUAAUCAUUUUUUUUUCUAGGAAAAUUAAAAUUUUCAAAAAAAGCUCUAGAUUUAUAAAAAAAAUUCAUAUUAACUAUUGUGUGCUUAAAUGUUAUCACAUUUCUCUUUAGAUUUAUAACACUCUCUCUCUCUCUCUCUCUACUAUCCCCUUAGUGUCUCAGAGAUACUUUCUUUCAUUUGACCACUCCCCCAUUCUCUUCUGCCCCCUUUCACUUACUCCACUGCUUUGUUUUUCCAUAACAAAAGUACCGUUUCCUAUUAAGUUUAAUUGUAAAUUAAAGCCAAAUAUUUCCUUAAAAAAAUAUUAUUAAAAAAAAUCCUUGAAAAAAAAUCUCAAAAAAAAAUAUAAAAAAUUAAUUAUUAAUUAAAUUCAUAAAUUAUGAGCAAAAACCUUAAUUAAAUACCUGAAAAUAAAAUUUAAAAAAUAAUUCAUAAUUUUUAAAAUUAAAUUUUUUUCUUUGUAUAUAUACCCCUUAAAAUAUAAAUCCCCAAAACUCCUUAU